Messenger RNA from Pyrus x bretschneideri (Chinese white pear), 3074 nucleotides. RefSeq names its product calmodulin-binding receptor-like cytoplasmic kinase 3. The transcript has 7 exons. Gene Ontology annotation, biological process: protein phosphorylation. The coding region runs from base 1328 to 2890 and encodes 520 amino acids. Gene Ontology annotation, molecular function: protein kinase activity; ATP binding. NCBI's taxonomy places the organism in Eukaryota, Viridiplantae, Streptophyta, Magnoliopsida, Rosales, Rosaceae. The record is from RefSeq and is a predicted model, not a curated record.
AACAUUGUCCGCAUAUUGAGGUUACAUUUAUUAGAAUAGUUUACAAGCAUCACUUAAUUUACUGCAUCCAGACGGACGGCUCUGGCGGAUUACAUCACAGUCAGAAUCCACCACCUUCUCCCUCUCCCCUCCUUCUACCACCAACACCAACAGCAACGUCAAAGGCCGGUCCUUGUCUUUUCUUCUUUUCUUUUUUCUCCCUGCAAGUUUCAAUCAAUUGUAAAAAGCAGUAGUUUUGGCUUUUGACAUUUCCAGCCUCUUCAGCCGCCUCUCAGAGUAAAUUCAGGUGCUUUUUUCUGCUUUUUUUUCUAAUCAGCUAAGCCACUUAUAGGUUCAUAGUACUGGUUUGUGUAGAGAAUUUUUAGAUGUUGGGUUUUGGAGUUGAUGAUUCUUGUACAAGGUUGUGGAUUUUAUGAUUUGGGUUUCAAGCAAUUCAGUGAAAGUUUGGAACUUUUGGUGGUUUGAGGUCUUGGGAUUGGUUUUUGGGAUAGUAUACCAGCUGAGAUUUCUGUAGAGCUUCUAAAUGUUAGGGUUUUGAGUUGAGUGGAUUUUCAAAUGGGUUUGUGGUUUUUGUGAAUUGGGUUUCAAGUAAUUCAGUGAAUGUUUGGAACUUUUGUUUGUUUGAGGUCUUGGGAUAGUAUACCAGCUGGGAUUUCUGUAGAGAUUCUCAGUGUUAGGUUUUUGAGUUGGGUGGAUUUUCAUAUGAGUUUGUGGUUUCUUAAUUGGGUUUCAAGUGAUUCAGUGAAAGUUUGGGACUUUUGGUGGUUUGAGGUGUUGGGAUUAGUUUCUGGGCUCCUUAAGUUUUCCAUACUUAUCCAAUUUCCAGUUGCGAGUUGAGUAUUAAAGGCUUUGGGUGAAUUCGUGGACACAUCAAGAAAUCGAAUUCUCUAAUGGGGAACUAUGUGAAGAUAUGUAACUCAAAUUUCAUCCAUUUUGUCUGUUGAGGAUUUCAACCAGUCUGUAACGAACAGAGGCUCAAAUUGCUCAUUUCAGUCACUGUAAACUGGCUUAUUUGGAGCAGUUUAAAGUCCUAAACUACCAGUAACAAUACUGGCGGAAACGAAAACUGUCAGUAACUUUGAUCAGUCUUGUUUUUGGGGAUCUCUCUGUAACUGGGUUUUGUAAACUUUGUUGAAUUCGAAAUUCCUGUCCAAACGCUAAAAUUAGUCGGCUAUGGAAUUUCUGUAUUGGUUGUUUGAACUACUCAAGGUGUGUUGAGGAUCCAAAAGGUCUGUGAUUUUGUGCAUAUUAUCAUCUUUCGGCUUUUCUUGGUGGAUUUUUGAAGAACAGAACAAACAGAGAGGUUUCAUCAUCUUGUAACUCCUAAAUGGGAGUUGGGCAGAUUAUCCCGUUUAGAAUGGGCAUCGCAGUGCUAAGUCUGUUGCUGCAAUUGCAAGCAAUCUUUGCAUCCAAGUUUGUCAUACAGUCAAAGGAUUGUAGUGAUCACAUUGCCUAUUCAAGCUCUCAUGGUCAUGAAUUGUUUUACAUAAACGGGAAUUCAGUAGAGAAAACUAUAUUCUGCGCAGCUCUUCGGACAUACUAUGCAAAUGGUUGCAUUUUAGAAGGCAACCUUGGAAGUUACCAUUGUCUAUCAGACCUUUCACUAGUUGAUUUUACCUUGAGGACAGGGAGGAAACUGCUGCAGAAGGAGUCAAGGGAUAAAUCCACUUUUGACAACAGAGAGGAAAAAAAUGAUUUUGCAUAUAUGUCUGCGACUAAAAAGAUUGGAAUAGCAGCAAGUGGAAUGUUUCUCACGUGUUGUGUUUUUCUAUGUCCUUGCAUUUUUAAGAAAAGGAGAGAAAGUGUGCACAGAGUUCUUGCAAGGGAGCCAAAUUCAACAGAUUCAGUUUUUUCUUUUGAAGUGAGUUCUUCAGAUCCUGAAAAGAUCCUGGCCAGUCCGCAUCGUGUGCCACGUAGUCCACAUCGUGUGCCGCCUAGUCCUAGAUUUUCAAUGUCUCCAAAGCCCAUUGGACUUGGAUCAGUACAUCUCAGUUUGAAUCAGAUUGUAAAAGUAACUCACAACUUCUCUGAAUCGCAACAAGUAGGUGAAGGAGGUUUUGGAACUGUAUACAAGGCUCGGUUAGAUGAUGGCCAAGUGGUUUCUAUCAAACGUGCAAAGAAGGAACACUUUGAGAAUUUGCAAACUGAAUUCAGCAGUGAAGUUGAACUGCUUGCCAAAAUUGAUCAUCGGAAUCUUGUAAAGCUACUAGGUUAUGUUGAUGAAGGAAAUGAGCGUCUUAUCAUUACGGAGUAUGUGCAGAACGGUACUCUUAGAGAACAUCUAGAUUGUCUGCAUGGGAAAAUCCUAGAGUUCAACCAGCGACUUGAAAUUGCUAUCGAUGUUGCUCAUGCCCUUACCUAUCUUCACACAUAUUCUGAAAAACAAAUCAUCCAUCGAGACGUGAAGUCCUCCAACAUUCUUCUCACAGAAAGCAUGAGAGCCAAAGUGGCCGAUUUUGGAUUUGCAAGGCUUGGCCCGGUGGACACAGAUCAAACACACAUUUCAACCAAAGUGAAAGGAACUGUCGGUUAUCUUGACCCUGAGUAUAUGAAAACCUAUCAACUCACCCCGAAAAGUGAUGUUUACUCGUUCGGGAUCUUACUAAUAGAAAUUUUGACUGGCCGUCGUCCAGUGGAGUUGAAGCGACCUGUUGAAGAGCGGGUAACACUCAGAUGGGCCUUCAAGAAGUUGAAUGAAGGCAGGGUGGCAGAAUUGGUUGAUCCUUUGAUGGAGGAAACUAUAGAUGCAGAGGUUCUGAUGAAAACCUUCGAUCUGGCGAUCCAAUGUGCAGCCCCCAUCCGAGUUGAUAGGCCGGACAUGAAAGCGGUGGGAGAGCAGUUGUGGACAAUAAGGGCAGACUACCUUAGAAGUGUCAAGAGAGGGCAGUAGUAUAAAUAAUGUGAGAGACAUCUUCCCCCUUAUUCGACCUUACCCUGUAAAAACAAUUUGGUCACUAGACACGAGUUUGCUUUUCAGUUUGGCCUUUUUUUGUUUACGCGAAAUCAUUUUGCAACAUUGAAAGCAAACGCAUUUGAAUUUAAAUGUUUAGCUGUAAUUUUUGGUUGUUUGAGCA